AUGCCGACAGGAGUCCCUCUUGGAAACGGGCAGCCUCAGGAGGCGGGCCCUGCAGCCGGGAGUGACAGCCCCCCUAAUAAAAGGAGGUCAGUUCGGGGCCCUGGGGACGGGGGUGGUCCCCAGACUCCCAGAGACCUGGGCUCUUCUGCGGCGGCUCAGGAGAUAGAGGUGGCCUGCCGGGCAAGGCCAGAAGGGACCAGCAUCACCCGUGGGCACCUGUGGCCCCACCUGCGGACCAGCUGCUCCCCUGGGCAGGCGCCUCUUCCCAGCCUGUCUGCAAAGCCGGCCUCAGAGCGGUCUGUGCAGGCUGCGCCCUCAGCCCUGGCCGCAGCCAUGGCUGUGCAGGUGCCCCUGUGGCACCACUACCUGCAGGCCAUCCGCUCGCGGGGGGCGCCCCGGGCCCAGGACUUCCAGCGCGCCGAGGACGUGCUGCUCUCGGUGCUGGAACAGGUGCAUGCCCUGGACCCCUGCCUCCUCGUGGACUACUCCCGGGGCCUGGAGGCCUUCCGGUUUGCCCUGCGCCCCUCGGAGGUGCCCCAGUGGGUGGACGCAGAGGGCCUCGUGAUUGAGGAGGUGAGGGCGCCGAGGCAGGGCUGGUCUGGUUGCUGCCGCCUGGGCGUCCCCAGGGAAGGGCCCGGCCUGGAGCGGUGGAUGACAGACGAUGUCUUCAACACCCCGGAGGGCAGCGCCGAGUGCCGUGGCCACAUCGUGCCCAGCGAGGUCCUGCAGGUCCCCAAGGACCUUCUGGUGGCGGCCGUCGUGAACCACAAGCGCCACGGCCUCUUCACGCCAGGCUCUCUGAAUGCGGACAGCCUCAGGGAAGAGCAGCUCGGCCCGUCCCUACUGGUGUCCAGCAGCUGGAGAACGAUCUGCUUCAACGUGGUGCCCAUGGUGCAGAGGAAGCUCAGGGUGCCCGCUCUGGAGGGGGCCCGGCUGGUGCCCAGCUUCCCCGAGGGCGGCCUGGAAAGGAUCAUCCGCCAAGAGGUGGCCCUGGUUCCGCUUCACAGCUCUCGGAGCUUCGGGGAGGGGGGAGAUGUGCCCUCUGUGCCCCGGGACGGGGGGGUGUCUGUCAGGCAGCGAGGAAGGACUCGGAAGUAUAGAGGGCUGCCCUGGACGGGACCCUUCACCACCCAGCCCAGUGCCUUCAAUUCAGGUGGGAAAGUGGCAGAGGGCGAGUGCCGCUGGUGUGCAGUGCCCGAGCUCCGAGCCCUGCUGGAGGGCCAGAUUCCGAGUGUGCAGCUGCUGGGGGCGGGGCAGCUGGGCUUCUCAAACGGGGCCUGCAGUGGAGACGUCACCCUGCCAGGCCGGGUGGCUCCGCCCAGGCCCCUGCCCGCGGACCAGGAGCUACUGCUUCACCCCGGGGUCUCCACUGACCACCUGCUCACCAGGCUGCUGGCUGUGCUGGGCUCCCUCCAGGGCCAUCACCUGGACGGCCUCUCCGUCCUGGACCGGGUCAACCACGAGAGCUGGCGAGAAGGCGGCGAGGGCCCGGGCCUGACCCUCGGCCACCUGAAGAUUGUGAUGCUACGGGGCAUGCUCUUCCCGGCGCCCGAGGGCUGGGCGGAGCUGCAGGGCGCCGUGUACCGCCAGCUCGUGGUGCUGCUCUGCUGUCUGGCCACCAGGAACCUGCCCCACUUCCUCUACCCCGCGCGGAACCUGCUGCAGGACUCCGGCCUGGACCUCAGUGCCCCCUCCCAGCGCGUGGAGCGCUUCGCCGGCCAGCCUGAGGCCUCCCUGCGCAUCCGUGUCACCCACCUGGGCCAGCCCCCGCCGCGAAUUGGCAGCGGGGUCAAGGCGCUCCUGCAGCUGCCCGCCAGUGACCCCGCCUACUGGGUCACUGCCUACUUCGACGUCCUGCUGGACAAGUUCCAGGUCUUCAACAUCCAGGAUGAGGACCAGAUCUCGGCCAUGCAGACCAUCUUCCUGAAGACCAAGACCCAGGGUGCCGAGAAUUGCUGAGCUGAGUGCCUGUCUCAGCACCCUCCGUCUGGCUACACUGCCCCAUGGAGGCUCCUGGAACAUUUGGAGAUGGGAAUGGGCUUCACCUAGAGUGGGUGGGGGGAGG
Messenger RNA from Balaenoptera ricei (Rice's whale), 2065 nucleotides. It is a transcript of the gene MAB21L4, whose product is annotated as mab-21 like 4. The record is from RefSeq and is a predicted model, not a curated record. Lineage: Eukaryota; Metazoa; Chordata; Mammalia; Artiodactyla; Balaenopteridae.